Momordica charantia (bitter melon) is the source of this 2138-nucleotide messenger RNA. RefSeq names its product DNA repair protein RadA-like protein. The record is from RefSeq and is a predicted model, not a curated record. Lineage: Eukaryota; Viridiplantae; Streptophyta; Magnoliopsida; Cucurbitales; Cucurbitaceae. Gene Ontology annotation, molecular function: ATP binding; damaged DNA binding; ATP hydrolysis activity. Gene Ontology annotation, biological process: recombinational repair.
CCAGAGGCAUAAACCUCAGAACUCAGAAGUCGUGUGCACUCUGUUCUAAUGGAAUUUGGCGGGUGAUUAUUCCUCCGUCGUCUAAUGUAAAAGUAAAACCCUCAAAUACUUUGUGAUGCAGCUCUCAGACAUGAAAUCCCUCAGAACAAUCUUCUAUUCUCGAAAGCACUUUCUCAUCUCCUGCCGUUCCCGCCUAAAUCACAACUCUUCCCUCUUCCACUACGCCGGCGGUUUCAACCGCGCCCAACUAUCGACCACCGCCGUUGAUGCUCCGAACGGCGACCGGCCAGAAAAUGAGAAUGGUCGCAAUGUUUGGACUAUUUACGAUCCAGUUACGAGUAGGCUUCAUAUUCAAAGGGUCAAAAGCAGUAGCGAUAGAAAUGAGCCUGAACCGAGCAUUGGAAUCGAAACCUUCGGGGGUUCGUUGAGAAAUGCGAAUGGGGUCGAGGAUUUAUCGGGUGAGAAGGCUCCUGAGAGUGCGAGGAAGGUGGGUUUUGGGGCUGGGUCGAUUUGCAGGCCGAAUUUGGGGAAGGUCGUGGGAGUGAAGAAGAAGAAGAGCAAAGUUUCUUGGGUUUGCUCGAAUUGUGGGCACAAUGAGGGGCAGUGGUGGGGAACUUGUAGGUCGUGUGAUAUGGUUGGGACGAUGAAGCAGUUUUCUGAGGGGGAAGAUAGUGGAGGGGGGAGUCGCGGGUUUGAAGUUUCGGAAAAUGUGGUUCGAGCUUGGCUUCCAAAGCAGGCCACCGACGUGCAUCCUCAGCGGUUGACAGAUGUGAACCGAGGGAUCAAUACUCUGGAUUGGAGACUUCCUCUGCCUGGACCCUUUGGAGAUGAAGUAGCGAGAGUGCUUGGUGGUGGGCUGGUACCAGGUUCCCUAGUUUUGGUUGGUGGUGAUCCUGGUGUUGGCAAGAGUACAUUGUUGUUGCAGAUUGCUGCAAUUAUAGCUGAAGGACGAGGUGAAGGUGGAUCAGCAUCAGUUGUUUAUGUAUCUGGUGAGGAGAGUGUGGAGCAAAUUGGAAAUAGAGCAGACCGAUUGAAGAUUGAAGCAGAGAAUCUUUUCUUGUACUCAAGCACUGAUGUUGAGGAUAUAUUUGAGAAGAUUCAGCCUCUCUCUCCUAGAGCUUUGAUCAUUGAUUCUAUCCAAACAGUUUAUUUACAAGGAGUAGCUGGAAGUGCUGGAGGGAUUGGACAGGUGAAGGAAUGCACCUCGGCCCUGCUGCGUUUUGCAAAGAGGACCGGCAUCCCCAUCUUAUUGAUAGGGCAUGUGAACAAAUCAGGAGAAGUUGCUGGCCCUCGAGUUCUGGAGCACAUUGUGGAUGUAGUACUGUAUAUGGAAGGGGAAAAGUGCUCCGCACAUCGGCUGCUUCGACCAGUGAAGAACCGAUUUGGAUCAACAGAUGAACUUGGAGUAUUUGAAAUGUUACCAUCGGGACUGGAAGUGGUGUCGAAUCCGAGCGAGAUGUUUAGAAGGGAUCAUAAUGCCGAUUCUAAUUCCGAGUAUCUGGCUGGGCUUGCGGUUGCCGUAAUCAUGGAUGGAACUCGUACCUUCCUGCUUGAAAUUCAGGCACUGUGUUUGUCCAGAUCAUCCGUUACUAGACAUGUUAAUGGGAUUCAACAGAGCAAGGCUGAUAUGAUUAUAUCGGUUCUCAUGAAGCAAGCUGGUUUGAAGCUACAAGAAAGUGUCAUCUUUUUAAAUGUUGUCAGUGGGGUGACGUUGACAGAGACUGCUGGAGAUCUUGCAAUUGCAAUGGCAAUUUGCAGCAGCUUUCUAGAGUUCCCCAUUCCAAAUGACAUUGCAUUCAUCGGUGAAAUCGGUCUCGGCGGUGAGCUUCGCACGGUAAGUAGAAUGGAAAAGAGAAUCAAUACCGUGGUGAAACUGGGUUUCAAGAGAUGUGUGGUACCCAAAUCAGCAGAAAAUUGUUUAGGAGUGGUAGAGUUGGGAGACAUGAAGCUCAUAGGUUGCAGGAAUCUUAAAGAUGUUAUGAACAACGUUUUCAUGGCGAGAGAUGAAGCUAUGCAUCGCCACUCUUUUGUUGCCUAGUUCAUAAGUUUGUACACAUCUGGCUGUAAACAUAAUGCAACUUUCUCCCAUGAUGUAUCUCUUAGGCCCUUCAAAAUCACAAACUUGAUUUCAUUAGUAA